AUGUCAAUAACAAGAUUAGGCGUAUGCACAUUAAAUUAAUGGGCAAUGGACUUUACUCAGAAUGUCUAAAAUAUUAUAGAAAGCAUAGAAAUUUGCAAAAGAAAACAAUGUUUAUACCGCUUAGGACCAGAAUUGGAGAUAUGUGGGUACAUGUGUGAAGACCAUUUUUUGGAAUCCGAUACAGUUACCCAUUGUUGGGAAGCAUUAGCAGAGAUACUUCCUCAUACAGCUAACAUAGUUUGUGACAUAGGGAUGCCAGUUAUCCAUAAAAGUGUGUUUUACAAUUGUAGAGUGAUUUUGCUAAACAAAAAGAUUCACUUGGUUAGACCAAAAAUGUAUUUGGCAGAUGAUGGAAAUUACAGAGAAUCUAGAUAUUUCACUCCAUGGAGUAAAGAAAUUGAGGAUCUUGAACUUCCUCCAAUCAUUUAAAUAGCCACUGGAUAGAAAUGUGUACCCAUUGGAGUUGCUAUUUUGCAAACUCACGAUACAGAAAUUGGUAUAGAAAUAUGCGAAGAAAUGUGGACACCCAUUCCCACUAGUGCAAAUCAAGCAUUAGAUGGAGCAGAAAUAAUUCUCAAUUCAAGUGGAUCUCAUUAUGAAGUUGGUAAAAUUAAAGAAAGAACAGAAUUAUUCAAAGAUAUAACAAAGAGAAAUGGUGCAUGUUAUGCGUUUUGUAAUCUGAGAGGAUGUGAUGGUAAUAGAUUGUACUUUGAUGGAUGUUCAUGCAUUGUGUUGAAUGGUAAAGUAUUUGCCAAAAGUGACGCAUUCUCACUUAAAGAUGUAGAAGUAACAACAUGUGAUAUUGAUUUACAAGAAGUUAGGAACAUUAGAAUUAACAUCAAGAGUAGAUCUCUUAUGGCUUCCAAAUAAAAGCAUUUCCCAAGAGUCAAGCUUGACAUCAAUCUGACCUAAUAAUAGAAUUACAUUUAUUACCAUGAUAUUCCUAUCCAAUACGAAUCGGAAAUUGAAGAUUCGACAGCCUGUUACUUAUGGGAUUACAUGAGAAGAUCUGGAGCCUGUGGAUUUAUGCUUCCAUUAUCGGGAGGCUUGGACAGCAGUGCCACUGCACUAACUGUAUUUUUUAUGGCGAACAAAAUCUUCAAAACUAUUAACAAUGUUGAUAAUGAUUACUAAACUCAUAUCAAAGUAUUGUAAUAAUUACGUAAAAUUGUAGAAGAUGAUACCUUCACUCCUAAAUCUCCAUAAGAAAUUGUUAAUAAACUAUUCUUUACUGUUUAUCUUGGGUCUGAAAAUUCAACAUAGGAUUCUAGAGCUAGAUCAAAAUUAUUAGCUGAGUAAAUAGGCAGUAGACAUUACGAAAUCGAAAUUGAUUAGGUUUGCAAAGCUUGUACAUCCUGUAUAAAACCUAUUUUAAAAAAGGAACCUUAAUUUGUUUCAAAUGGAGGAUCUCUAUCAGAAGAUCUAGCCUUAUAAAAUAUCUAAGCAAGAUCAAGGAUGAUUCUUACUUAUUUAUUGGCCUAAUUAACCCCAUGGAAUAAUGGAAAAAAGGGAUUUUUGAUUGUACUUGGAUCUAGCAAUUUAGAUGAAUCUAUCCGAGGAUUCUUUACUAAAUAUGAUUGCUCAAGUGCUGAUAUCAAUCCAAUAGGUAGUUUAAGUAAAAAUGACUUAAGGGAGCUUCUUUUAUUUUGUUACAAGACUUUUAACUUUUCAGCCAUUUAAUUAAUUUUAGAAGCUAAACCAUCACCAGAAUUAAGACCUUAAACAGCUGAAGGCCAUAUUUCAGAAAAUGACAUGGAAUUAACAUUCAAUGAAUUGGAAACAUUUGCAAAAUUGAGAAAAGUGUAGAAACUGGGGCCAGUUAGUAUGUUUAAAAAGUUGAGAUAUCUUUGGUCCAAUUUGACUCCAUAACAAGUAGCUGAAAAAGUGAAGAAAUUCUUCAUGUUUUAUGCCUUAAAUAGACACAAGGUGGUCACUAUUACUGCUUCAUUUCAUGCCUAAGCAUUUUCACAAGAUGACAAUCGCUUUGACUUUAGGCAGUUUUUAUAUAAUUGGAGAUGGCCUUGGCAAUUUAAGAAAAUAGAUGAGAAUUUAUAAUGA
Molecule: messenger RNA, 2058 nt
Organism: Paramecium tetraurelia
Lineage: Eukaryota; Ciliophora; Oligohymenophorea; Peniculida; Parameciidae
Exons: 2
Biological process (GO): NAD+ biosynthetic process
Cellular component (GO): cytoplasm
Molecular function (GO): NAD+ synthase (glutamine-hydrolyzing) activity; ATP binding; glutaminase activity
Source: RefSeq, a predicted model, not a curated record